Nycticebus coucang (slow loris) is the source of this 930-nucleotide messenger RNA. RefSeq names its product olfactory receptor 1A1. Gene Ontology annotation, biological process: G protein-coupled receptor signaling pathway. The transcript has a single exon. The record is from RefSeq and is a predicted model, not a curated record. Gene Ontology annotation, cellular component: membrane. NCBI's taxonomy places the organism in Eukaryota, Metazoa, Chordata, Mammalia, Primates, Lorisidae. Bases 1 to 930 code for a protein of 309 amino acids. Gene Ontology annotation, molecular function: G protein-coupled receptor activity; olfactory receptor activity.
AUGAGGGAAGAAAACCAAUCCUCUACCCUGGAAUUUAUUCUCCUGGGAGUUACAGAUCAGCAGAAGCAGGAAGAUUUCUUCUUCAUCCUUUUCCUGUUCAUUUACCCCAUCACAUUGACUGGAAACCUGCUCAUCAUCUUGGCUAUUCUUUCUGACAUUCGCCUUCACAACCCUAUGUAUUUUUUCCUUGCCAACCUCUCUUUAGUUGACAUCUUCUUCUCAUCUGUAACCAUCCCUAAGAUGCUGGUCAACCAUCUCUUGGGCAGCAAAUCCAUCUCCUUUGGGGGAUGCCUAACACAGAUGUAUUUCAUGAUAGCCUUGGGUAACACAGACAGCUAUAUUCUGGCUGCCAUGGCAUAUGAUCGUGCUGUGGCCAUCAGCCGCCCACUUCACUACACAACAAUUGUGAGUCCGAAGACUUGUGUUCUGUUAGUUGUUGGAUCUUGGGUGGUUGGGAAUGCCAAUUCCCUGCCCCACACUCUGCUUACAGCUAGUCUAUCUUUCUGUGGCAACCAGGUGGUGGCCAACUUCUACUGUGACAUUACCCCUUUGCUCAAGCUGUCCUGUUCUGACAUCCACUUUAAUGUGAAGAUGAUGUAUCUAGGGGUUGGUGUUUUCUCUAUUCCCUUAUUGUUCAUCAUUAUCUCUUAUAUUCGUGUCUUUUCCACAGUCUUGCAGGUUCCAUCCACUAAGGGUGUUCUCAAAGCUUUCUCCACCUGUGGUUCUCACCUCACAGUUGUUUCAUUGUAUUAUGGGACAGUCAUGGGCAUGUAUUUCCGCCCUCUGACCAGUUACAGCCUAAAAGAUGCAGUGCUAACUGUGAUGUACAUGGCAGUGACCCCAAUGUUAAAUCCUUUCAUUUAUAGUCUCAGAAAUCAGGACAUGAAGGCUGCCCUGAGGAAACUCUUCAGCAAGAGAAUCUCCACAUAA